Messenger RNA from Dermacentor andersoni, 724 nucleotides. Its product is annotated as male-specific histamine-binding salivary protein-like. Gene Ontology annotation, biological process: symbiont-mediated perturbation of host defenses. NCBI's taxonomy places the organism in Eukaryota, Metazoa, Arthropoda, Arachnida, Ixodida, Ixodidae. Gene Ontology annotation, molecular function: amine binding. The record is from RefSeq and is a predicted model, not a curated record.
GCAGCGGCUUCAUGAUGCAGGUAGCACUCUUGCUUUCUCUCUUUUCCGCAGCUGUCGCUUCAAGUGGCAGCGGCAAAUCAGCGGACACCAAGCCUCUUUGGGUGAAUGAAACAUUGCUUGGAAGAUAUCAAGAUGCCUGGAAAAGCAUUGGACAAGACAGCAACGUGACUUAUGUACUCGCGAAGACCACAUACGAAAAUGAUACCGGAUCCUGGGGUCAACAAUUCAAGUGCCUGAGUGUAAAAGAAACCAACAAGAAUGACACAGCUCACACAGUUAAAUCUGUUUUCACGUUCAGAAAUGCGUCUAGCGUGGGUAAUACAUAUUACAAUGUAACAGAAACAGUGCAGGCCGUAUUCACCCAUGGCUACAACACGACAAGAAACGCAAUUAAAUACCUAGAUUAUGUGACAGAAAACUUCACAGACACACUCAUCUUUUCUGAUGGAAAAACGUGCGAUGUGUUCUACGUGCCUUAUCAACAAGAUGGGUGCGAGCUCUGGGUCGAAGAAAGUUACGCGAGCAACAUCCCGCAAUGCUGCUUGUUCGUAUUCAAUGUGUUCUGUGGGAACGGAAAAACAAUUUACGAUAAAUACAAUGCAACAGAAUGCUCUACUAGUAUGAGCCCAAGAGCUAAAUGAGCGACACUCUUAAAAAGCUCACUUUUUUUGUAGCACGCUUUAUGAACUUAGGUAUAAUAAAAGCGUAUUAGAUUGCAAUUGCA